AUGUUUCAGGAAGUGAAACGUUGGUGCCCUAAGUGGAAGCCGGACAUUAUAAAAUUGGAUUUUGAAGCCGCAGCCAUCAAUAGUUGCAUGUUAGAAUUUCCCAGUUCGACAAUUUCCGGUUGUAACUUUCAUUUUAAUCAGUGUUUGUGGCGUAAGAUACAAGAAAUGGGUGUAGUAAAGGAAUAUAAAGAGCACGAAGAUAUAAGAAAUGUCUGUAGAAUGAUUUCUGCAUUAACUUACUUGCCAAUUGAACACAUAGAUGAUGCUUGGAGCAUCGUAUGGGAAAAAGCCUUUAGCAUUGACAAACUUACCACAUUCAUUGAUUAUUUUGUCGAGCAGUGGAUGGACAAUCCAAAUAUACCCAUUAAAGUAUGGAAUGUAUAUGGACAGCGUCAUAGGACAAAUAAUUCUGUUGAAGGUUGGGAAAGAACAACACCAGUUUCAAUAUUUGAUGCGUCACAUUGGAGAAUAAAACGUUUCGUGAAAGCAGGACAAAAUAAAACUGGGUUUCCAGUUAAUUUGUCCUUGAGUUUGUCAAAUGCUUUCUGA
Messenger RNA from Argiope bruennichi, 549 nucleotides. RefSeq lists its product as uncharacterized. The transcript is spliced from 2 exons. Bases 1 to 549 code for a protein of 182 amino acids. NCBI's taxonomy places the organism in Eukaryota, Metazoa, Arthropoda, Arachnida, Araneae, Araneidae. The record is from RefSeq and is a predicted model, not a curated record.